AUGGCACCGUAUGAGGACACUACAGUGCAGAUUGAAAUGUUCAGAGAGAAACUUAGACAGGCACAGAAUCCGCAGAAAAGUUAUUGUGAUAAUAAACACAGACUGCUGGAAUUCAAAGAAGGAGACCAUGUAUUUGUGCGGUUAUCUCCGAUCACGGGUAUUGGCCGUACAUUGGGAGUAAGGAAGCUGAGUCCUCGAUUUAUUAGACAGUAUCAGAUUAUGAAAAAAGUGAGAUUAGUUGCCUAUCAGCUUGCCUUACCUCCACAAUUGUCGAAUCUACACGAUGUUUUCCAUGUAUCACAGUUGCGGCGUUAUGUUCCAGAUGAAUCACAUGUGGUGAUAUCGGAUGGUAUUGAAAUUCGGGAGAACCUGAAGACUCCUAUAGGUCUUAUUGAGGUGCUUGACCGCAAUGAAAAGAGGCUGAGAAGCAAGAUUAUUCCAAUGUCAAAGAUUUAG
This is a messenger RNA of Gastrolobium bilobum, 456 nucleotides long. RefSeq lists its product as uncharacterized. Lineage: Eukaryota; Viridiplantae; Streptophyta; Magnoliopsida; Fabales; Fabaceae. Bases 1 to 456 code for a protein of 151 amino acids. The transcript is spliced from 2 exons. The record is from RefSeq and is a predicted model, not a curated record.